ACUGCUUUUGGGCUUCGCAGUUCUUAACGAGGUGCCGUCUGGCUGCUUUAUCGUUCACACACAAGUCAUAGGCAUGGAAAUAUGGCUGCCGCAACCGCAGAAAACGGGGCUCGCCAUAUUCUUGAAAUCGCAGAAGGCUUUAUGAAGUCACAGGUUCUGUUUACCGGUAUGAAAUUGGGCAUAUUUGACCUUCUGGGCACGUCAUCGGCUCCUAUGACAACUAUGGGGAUAGCUGAAGGCAUUGGAGCUGACACGGACGCCACCAAGCGGCUGCUUGACGCAUGUGUAGGCCUGAGGCUGUUACAGAAAGUAAACAUGGACAAAGAAACAGGUAAUGGUGAAUAUCAGCUCACCAAGGCCAGCAAGGCGUUCCUAACAUCAUCAAGCUCGCCAAACCUGGGAGACUGGUUAGGUCGUUUGGCGGCAGUAUACAGCUCUCCUUGGGCUGACCUUCCGAGGGCAGUAAAAGAAGGACCCAACUUCUGUACUCUUAACGGAUUUGAGCGGGGCAAAACCUUCGAGGAUCUUUACAGCACUGCACAAUACUUUAUGGGUUCGAUGGAAGGUCUAACGACUGUCUUUGGUGCUGGUACCGCUUCAGCCUUCAACCUCGCUGAGUUUCAGAACAUUUGUGACAUUGGAGGCUGUACCGGACCUCUUGCAUACCACCUCGCUGCAGCCUACCCAGAAGCCUCCGUCUCAGUAUUUGACCUGCCUGAAGUUGUGAAGAUUGCAGAGGACAGAAGGCCUACUGGCGAAUAUGCUCAACGGGUUUCUUUCAUUUCAGGGGACUUUUUCCAAGACCCUCUCCCGCCGGCUGACCUGUACGUGGUGUGUCGGAUUCUUCACGACUGGACUGAAGAUAAGGUCCUGACACUGCUGACCAAGCUGUACGACAGUCUUCCUCAGGGAGGAGGUGUGCUGAUCGUUGAACACAUCCUGACCAAUGACAAGUUAGGUCCAGAGGUGGCUCACAAGUACGAUCUUCACAUGAUGGUGUGUACGGGUGGCAGACAGCGCUCUGGACAAGAGUUCAAACGCCUGCUCAGCUCAGUCGGUUUCACCGAGGUGACUGUCAAGAACAACACUUAUCCAUUCGGAUACGUACUUGCACGCAAACAACGUGUGUAGCAAACUAGUCCACCGGAUAAUUUACAUGUCGACGAAGACUGAACUCAACUUAGCAAACUAUGGGUUAUCAUAAAGCAUGAAUAGGCUCUGAAUAGAUUGUGAUAUUUAGUUGCGAUAAUUUCUCAUUGGAUGAUUAAAAACACUGAUUUCAAAGUUACAGUUGGAGUCAUGAACGAGAAACCGAUUAUGUCAAUGUAUGUCAUACCUCAGUAAAAUAUCUUUUUAUUCCGAA
Messenger RNA from Branchiostoma floridae (Florida lancelet), 1363 nucleotides. RefSeq names its product acetylserotonin O-methyltransferase-like. The record is from RefSeq and is a predicted model, not a curated record. Gene Ontology annotation, molecular function: O-methyltransferase activity. NCBI's taxonomy places the organism in Eukaryota, Metazoa, Chordata, Leptocardii, Amphioxiformes, Branchiostomatidae. The transcript has 7 exons. Bases 82 to 1131 code for a protein of 349 amino acids.